UGUGAUUGGCCGGCGGAGUCACAUGGUGAAAGUAACUUUACAGGGUCGCUAGCUAGUAGGAGGGCUUUAUGGAGCAGAAAAACGACAAAGCGAGAAAAAUUAUUUUCCACUCCAGAAAUUAAUGAUCAUGAGCUCGUAUUUGAUGGACUCUAACUACAUCGAUCCGAAAUUUCCUCCAUGCGAAGAAUAUUCGCAAAAUAGCUACAUCCCUGAACACAGUCCGGAAUAUUACGGCCGGACCAGGGAAUCGGGAUUCCAGCAUCACCACCAGGAGCUGUACCCACCACCGCCUCCGCGCCCUAGCUACCCUGAGCGCCAGUAUAGCUGCACCAGUCUCCAGGGGCCGGGCAAUUCGCGAGGCCACGGGCCGGCCCAGGCGGGCCACCACCACCCCGAGAAAUCACAGCCGCUCUGCGAGCCGGCGCCUCUCUCAGGCGCCUCCGCCUCCCCGUCCCCAGCCCCGCCAGCCUGCAGCCAGCCAGCCCCUGACCAUCCCUCCAGCGCCGCCAGCAAGCAACCCAUAGUCUACCCAUGGAUGAAAAAAAUCCACGUUAGCACGGUGAACCCCAAUUAUAACGGAGGGGAACCCAAGCGCUCGAGGACAGCCUACACCCGGCAGCAAGUCCUGGAAUUAGAGAAAGAGUUUCAUUACAAUCGCUACCUGACCAGAAGGAGAAGGAUCGAGAUCGCCCACUCGCUGUGCCUCUCUGAGAGGCAGAUCAAAAUCUGGUUCCAAAACCGUCGCAUGAAAUGGAAGAAGGACCACCGACUCCCCAACACCAAAGUCAGGUCAGCGCCCCCGGCCGGCGCUGCGCCCAGCACCCUCUCGGCAGCCACCCCGGGCACUUCUGAAGACCACUCCCAGAGCGCCACGCCGCCGGAGCAGCAGCGGGCAGAGGACAUUACCAGGUUAUAAAACAUAACUCACACCCUGCCCCCACCCCGCGCCCCCAUCCACCCUCACACACAAAUUGACUCUUAUUUAUAGAAUUUAAUAUAUAUAUAUAUUUUUUGGUUUUUUUCUCUCUUCUUCCCACCUUAUCCCUCGUCAAUUCCAAACAGACAAAACAGAUAAACAAACAAGCCCCCUGCCCUUCUCUCCCUUCCACUGUUAAGGACCCUUUUAAGCAUGUGAUGUUGUCUUAGCAUGGUACCUGCUGGGUUUUCUUUUUUUUAAGGCCGUUUUGGGGGGUUAUUUAUUUUUUAAGGAAAAAAGCUGCAAAAAUUAUAUAUUGCAAGGUGCGAUGGUCUGGUUUGGGUGAAUUUCAGGGGAAAUGAGGAAAAGAAAAAAAGAAAGAGAGAUUUUUAAGCCAAUUCUCAUCCUUCUUCUACUCCUCCUCCUUCCCCCCCUUUUCCUUAGGCCUUUUGCAUUGAAAAUGCACCAGGGGAGGUUAGUGAGGGGGAAGUCAUUUUAAGGAGAACAAAGCUAUG
Diceros bicornis minor is the source of this 1431-nucleotide messenger RNA. It is a transcript of the gene HOXC4, whose product is annotated as homeobox C4. The transcript is spliced from 2 exons. Bases 122 to 916 code for a protein of 264 amino acids. Gene Ontology annotation, molecular function: DNA-binding transcription factor activity, RNA polymerase II-specific; RNA polymerase II cis-regulatory region sequence-specific DNA binding. The record is from RefSeq and is a predicted model, not a curated record. NCBI's taxonomy places the organism in Eukaryota, Metazoa, Chordata, Mammalia, Perissodactyla, Rhinocerotidae. Gene Ontology annotation, cellular component: nucleus. Gene Ontology annotation, biological process: regulation of transcription by RNA polymerase II; embryonic skeletal system morphogenesis; anterior/posterior pattern specification.